This is a messenger RNA of Nicotiana tabacum (common tobacco), 918 nucleotides long. RefSeq lists its product as uncharacterized. Lineage: Eukaryota; Viridiplantae; Streptophyta; Magnoliopsida; Solanales; Solanaceae. The record is from RefSeq and is a predicted model, not a curated record.
UUCCCUGCAAAAGUUACAAAUUCUUCCGAAUCCAAUACAGCAUGGACCCCACAUUUCCCUACCGUUGCACCAAUAAGCAGAAAUAUCAGUAUCAAAUUAUACCUAGAUAUUCUAACUAUCCCUCACAUGCCCUACCUCAGUAUACUCUCUCACCCCCACACCAUUUAACUCCAAAAUCCCCAUUUCUCUUUUUUAACUCUUCCAAAGCUUCUUCUCCACACUCUCCAAUGGCGGAAUACGACGCCGUAACCACCACCAACCACCACCCAAAUCUCAUCCAAAAAGAAACAGCUCUACAAGCUAUCAACACCAUAAUCCAACUCCAUUUCGAAAAAACCCUCGAGAAAAAAAGAGCCGUAGACUUACAAAAAAAAGAACUUUGGAGAAUGUUUCAGCUGUUCUUCCUUUUCUUGGCUUUAGUCUUUUUGGGUCAAGCUCUUUCCCCUAAGCUCCAAUGCCGCCAUUGUUGGAUACCCAUUGGGCUUCUUUCUUUAGCCCAUCUGAUUUUUUAUGUAUCUGUGGCUCAAACUUUGAGAUGCAUUAAUGGGUUUAAGUACCAAAGGAGAUGUCAUAAGCUGACAUUGGGUUUGGCUACUGAAAGGCUAAGGCAAUUGAAGAUGAGAAUUGGGAAUGGUGGGGUUGAGGAAAUUGGGGAUGAAUUUGAGAUACAUUAUCAAGAACCACCAGAGAGUUAUUUUGGUAAGUUUAAGAGGAAUUGGGCUUUGCAUUUUGGGUUCUUGAUUUUCAUUUAUGGGUUCAUGGUUUCUUCCUCUGUUGUAAUCCUUUGUUUCUAAUUAGGAGUGAACUCCACUCAAUUAUCUAGAGUUUGGUUGAGGGGUAGAUUGUGGAAAUUUUGGUUAGGGUGGGGCGGAACAAUUUUGAGAAUUAAUGGAAAAUAUUCUUGCAUCUUUUACAAAA